UUUCCGUCUGGUUAUGUCAAGGGGUCUGUUUGCGGGACUAUGAGGAGAGCUAUCACCGACAUUCGUUUUCGAGGGUAGUUGAGCCCUGUGAGUUUUUGUAGUCGGGUGUUGUAAAUUAGGUCAUUAUUUGGCCCUACUCUGCGUUUUUCUGACGACGGAAUGGCGGAUUGGAAGAUGCCAGUAAGUUACAACUUCAGCCCAUCUUAUCAUGCCUAUGCAUAUGGGCUCAUGUACCCGCAAGUGUCUGAACACGGCCAGCCGAAUCUGAGCUGGGCUGAGGCCGCGUACACUCACUCCGGCGGGGUCACCGCGACCUAUUACUCCGCUCAAACCGCACAGCAGUCGCCAACCUGGAGCCAGGAGAACGGCAGUGCCAGCAGCUACGGCCAGUGCCCGAGCCACGCGCAGAACGGACGGCUCUUCCUCUCGUAUAAUAAGACUGAGCCCGAUCCGAAGGCGAAAGAUGCAGAGCAGGCCAGCAGCGAUACACCCAGUGAUUCAGAGGCCCAUACGCCAGAUUCCUGGAGCUCAGGCAGCAGUCGUGAGGGGGCCGCUCUGACCAACCUCAAUAUUCCAUCCUGGGGAGAUCGGGACUAUGAAACGGACAGUGGCAGUCCUGACAGUGGAGAACUGAUCUCAUCUUCCGUCUCUGCAGCGAAAGAGGAGCCAGUGAGUCUCAAUCUGGGGGUGGAAGCCUUGCCUCCCCUGCCUGCUUUGACCAUAUCUCCAGCCCGACCUCCAACCCAGACCCGCAAGACUCGGGCUGCCUUUUCUGAGGAGCAGAUGAAUGCCCUCAUCCACCGGUUUAAUAUCCAGAGAUACCUCACGCCUGCAGAGAUGAAGACGCUUGCUGGAGCGACAGGACUAACGUACAAACAGGUGAAAACGUGGUUUCAAAACCGUAGGAUGAAACUCAAGAGGCAUCAAAGAGAUAGUAGCUGGAUGACGGAGAGAUACGUCGUCAAUGCCGUACCCAGCACACCAGCUCCUCACUCUCAGGUGAGUGUAGUUUCAUGUCAAACCAUUUAUUAA
Molecule: messenger RNA, 1032 nt
Organism: Sinocyclocheilus rhinocerous
Lineage: Eukaryota; Metazoa; Chordata; Actinopteri; Cypriniformes; Cyprinidae
Product: homeobox protein Nkx-3.1-like
Exons: 3
Coding region: 160-1032 (290 amino acids)
Biological process (GO): regulation of transcription by RNA polymerase II
Molecular function (GO): DNA-binding transcription factor activity, RNA polymerase II-specific; RNA polymerase II cis-regulatory region sequence-specific DNA binding
Source: RefSeq, a predicted model, not a curated record